AUGACUCAAUUGCCUCAGAGUUCACUGACUCAACUGAUAAGAAAUUCAGAUGACAAAGAACAUGCACUUUUGUCGUGGGUUACCGAUCACUUGAGCAAAGCAGACUCUCCGAAUCUUGAGACUGCCGAGGCGAUUUGCCAUGAACUAAACGAACUGCUGAAGUCUAUGGCUGAAGAUCAGGAACUAUGUGUUGGGCUAGCAGUGGUUUUAUGCGAACAAAUUUCCAGUCUAUAUAUGGCUUGUUUCAAAACUCUAAAGCCUGUGAAAGGAAGUCAAAUUUAUGACACGGCCCUAUAUUUAAGCAACCUAUUGUGUGAGGACGACAUCACGAAAUCCAAAGCCAAGAAAAAGAAUAAAAGCAGAUCAUAUAUUCAUUCGCCAACGAAGCUGGCCAGUGUCGUUGCUCUUGAACGGAUAGUCAGCUGUUACGCGCAGGAAUUGACAUCUCUUUUACCUCCGCUAUUGCCUGAGAUUCUGAAAAACGUAAAGAAAACCAUUGAAAAGGACAAGUACAUGCAUGCAGUUUUUUUAACCAAACUGAUGCAGCUAGUGGCCAUCAUUUACAAAAACCUCUCAAAAGUUGACUCGACCGUAACUGCAAAGUAUGUGAAAACCUUCAAAGUCAUCCUAGAACAUCUUAAGUUGGAUAAACAAGCAUAUCCUGCUCCUUUUGUGGGCGCUGUAAUAACGACGUAUGGCCAGUUUUACAAAGAUUUACAAUUCCUCGAAUCCCAGUCGUCAAGCAACCACUUUGAAUCCUUCAAGACAAAGUUUUUUCACAACGGUUAUGGUUUAUACGGGAUUUCAAAUGAUGACCUGCGGUUAGAAACAUGCGUUUGUCUCGCCGAUGUCAUGCACGAUUGGUCCACACAAAAAGAACUCAUUACUUUAGAUGAUGUAUUGUCUUUUUUAAGUGAUAUUUUCGUCACCGUGGAGAACCGAUCAUCAAAGGCAGCUACCUUCGAAACCUUGGCUCAUUUUUUGGGACUCUCGAUGACAUCUAAAAAUAAUCUUUUAGCCAGUGGAAGAUACCUAGAUGUUAUCUCAAAGUUGGCUCUCUUCAUUUUCGAAAGCCCAAAAAUCAAAAACCAGAAGCUAGAUCAUAUUUCAAGAUGUAUAGCGUUCUUCGACAUGCUGCAUCGUUUAGUUUUGCGUUAUGUUACUGAAUCAUCUCAGUUGCUUAUGCUUUUUUCUCUGUUUGACUGUGACAAAGACAAUACUAUGGGUUUACUUGAAGACAAAGAGGGUGAGGUUCUUUUUUCGACUAUCGUCUUUCUGCACUUAGGCACUGCCCUAAUGGAAAACCUUUCGUCCACUUUCACCUCCAACAACCGGAAUACCCUCGUCAUCAAAAACAAAUUGUUUGAACUAUCUACCAGUAACAAUUUCCAAAUUAGAGUACACGGAAGCAAAGCAUUGCAAGUUUUCUUGACGUGCGUGCCAAACUUUUUGCCAGAGGUUCUUGGCUCAUCCCUUGAACAGUUGUCAAAAGAACUUUUUGCUACUGCAUCUUUUUCGUUUUCCAAGUGCCACAGUUACACAUUUAUUCUUGCCAGCCUAGUUGAAGUGGCAAGUCCGCAAUACGUUCCUAGCGAACUAAUAAUGAGAGAAAUGAUUUUCGCCACAACAAUUUUGAAGGACCACCCACCAAGCAAUGGGCUAGGUUCCUACUACAAGCAACUUAUUGCUUGGAUUUUGCUUUGCGGGUUAAUGAACUACAAAGAUGUUGACUUUCUUCGCAUACAGUCUUCACAAUUAUUUUUGUUCUGGAAAAGCAUAUUGACACACUCGUAUUAUUAUAAAGAUGAAGAUGAACUUUACAAAAAUAUUGAGCUAAGAAACCAUGCCCUUGCUUGCCUUCUGUCAUAUCUCGAAAGAAUUAGCAUUGACGCUGACAUCGCAAAGCAGGUGUCUUUUCUUUUAACCAAAUGCUCAGCCUACAAUAACUCGAUUCAAUUGAAAACCAAAACAAUUGACAACAUCUUGCUACAAAAUGAAAACAGAAUAUUGCAAGUUUACCUCAAAAUACAUGAUUUUGUGAAGUAUGACUUCAACAGUGCGAUUCUCAUAUUAAUUGUCAAAAAUUUUGCGGAUCCAAAUCUCUACUGCGAACCUCCCCAAUCACUUUUGAAUCGUAUGUCUGGAAACCAAGACGCUUCUUCAAAGGAAGACAAAUCACCCUGCGAUAAUUUAAGCCUGGCGGCUCUUUUAUCAGAUGACUCAGGCUUUGCAUACGGUCUUUCGAGUAAAAUCCAUGAUUUCGAUAUUGAUGAACUGAAAAUUAAAACUGGGGGCGAUAUUAUUAUUAAAUCACUUGAGCCGUGGAAAGGACGGACUGACUAUUGGUUCAGUUGCUUUGAAGCAGAGAUUCUCAAGCCAAUCACAUCAGUGCUGUCAUACGAUUGUCUCAUAAUGCUUUAUGGACCGGGGGGAUAUUCAAAGAACGAGGUGUGCUCGCCCAGAGUGACGACUUCAAUUAUUAAUUCUUCAGUCGAAGUCUUUUCGCUUAUAUUUCCUUUCCUUAAUGACAAAAUUCAAUAUUCUGUUCUAGAGAGCAUGAACUCUUGCGUUUUCUCCAAAAACACGAUCUCAAUGAGAUCGAUAGCCAUUGCUCUUAAUUGUUGCGUUGCCAUUUAUGGCGCUUUGCUCGUUGUACAACGUAAUAAUAUCAAACUUCGUGAGCCGGUUGCAAAUCUUCUAUUAAAAAUUUUAAAAGGAAUUCCUUUCAACAGUAGUGAGUUCACCGUUAGACUUAAGGCUGAAUGUGUUGGCCUGAUUCUUUCUACUACAGAAAGGAUCGUUGAAGAUGGUCUGACAGACGAAAUGGAGUUUGCGAAUAGUGUCUCGGAGGUCAUUGUGAAAGACAUAUUUGUUCAUGAUGAUCCUUUUUCGAGGAUUUUCAAUGCUUUAAGCAUAUCCUGUGUCUUCAAAUACAAACGUCAGAAUUUUCACUUUUCCACUGCCUUAGAGUUAUUGGAAAACUUGAUCAAGGACCCUCACCCUAUUGUUCAUACUUGGUCGUUAGAAGCUCUUUCCAUUUUAAUAGAAGGCGUACAUUCAUUGGACAUUGCGACGUCGUCGAAACUCUUGCAUCUUCUCGAAUCGAUCGCGAAUGAUGGAAAUUAUGGGAAAAAUUCGUCUAACGUUUGGUCUAUCAACUAUAGUCACCGCUACAACUCACAUCGCACAAUCGGUAAAAUCAUUUUGAGUAUUACCCAGCUCUUAGGCCCCGAAAUCAAACUUUUGUCAUCAAGAUCUUUUGCCGCAUACAAGAAUUUGUUAUUUACACAGUUAGGCGCACAAGAUGUUAUUGAAAAUACUUAUGGUAUUUUAACCACAACAAAUUUAGCUGCAUUUAAAUUGAUUCAAGACUUUGGGUUGAAUGCUAUUACAACCUCCGCAGCAACUUUGAUAAGACAAGCACUUUCUAUUGAUUUAGCACAGAGUGAAUACAGAGGUAUCUUUGCAAGUACCGAAGUUGAGGCAGCUGGCCCUUUUAAUGACAGCGCUGUUGGGGUUAGUUUUCAACUAAUUAAUCAGCUUGCUCGGUUAGAGAUGCUCAACCAGUCGUUCCAAGGAUUAGAGAAUCUUAUUUGGUCAUACUUCUCCGUGUUCCCCGAUUCUAAGUUUGUACAAUCAUUCGUCAAAGAGUGGUUUGAUCACACCUACUCCGAAGACCUUUCUUGGGUCGAUCGACUGUACAACAUUUUUUUCAUUUCAGCUCAGCAACUAGCGCUAUUAGAGUACAAAAGUCGCUCUUCUUAUUUUGAGUCAUCUUCUAUUGAGAACAAUGAAGGAGGUGAUUCCAAAGAAGUAGAUAUUAUUGAUAAUGAGAAGAAAACUUUCACAGCAGGGCAUACGUCUGCCACCAAAGUAGAUCAUCUACCAUGGAAGAUGAGGCUCUUCAUAUUGAACCUUCUACGAGAACUAUUCCUGCUUAGCACGAGCUCCAAGAAUAUCAAAGACUGUUUGCAGAAGAAAUUAUCAAAGAUGACAAAAAUCUGUUUUAGCGCGUCCACAAUGAACAUUCCUGAGGUUAAGAAAGUGGGAAUAGAGUUAUUAGGUUUGGUCAUAGAGGCAUUUCCUACCUCUUGUGAUGAUCCAUGUUAUCAGCUUCUUGAAGAUGAAGAAGCUCAUAUUGUGAGCGCUCUGAUGCCUGCGUUCGGGAAAAGUAGCACCCCUUCUAUCCUACCGACAGCUAUUACCGUUUGCACUCGCUACUUGAGUUCAAACCCGACAAGUUUGCAGCGGAAUACAAGAAUCACAAAUAUUCUGAUAACGUCUCUAGCUGAAUUGGUGGAAAAACCAGAAACUUUACUUAUUGGAGAAGUUAGUGUUUGCACUCAGAAAGGUAAAUCGGAGAUAGAGAUAUCUGUUCUCAAUGCUUGGGCCCAUUUGACUAUUGAGGCCAUUACGAAGCGAAAUGUUAUUUUACUCGACUUCGUUAAAACCUAUCUGAAUACGUUAACUCCUCUGUGGGUUAUUAUGCUACGAGAGUUUGUCAGUGUUCAAAACUCUAAGACAAGCACAGGCCGGCUUCGUACUCAAGAUAUCUUAUUAGGUGAGGCUAAAAACUACGAGAAUUGUGAACAUGUAUGGCUUAAUAUUGCACACGCAAUUUCUUCCGUUCAUGCGUUUGAUUCUGCUAUCCUUUCGUUUUGUUUGAAAGCUGGAGACUUGCAAAACUUUGUUUUUGUUAUUUAUGCACAAUGUCUACAGCAUUUGACUUUGACCUUUGAAGAAAAGGGUACAAAGACUAAGACUCUGAAUGUUAUCCAUAGUCUUCUAGCAAUUGGUGUCCCGAGUGAACUCCUCUUUAGUGACGAUAUACUCGAAGAGACCGUCGAAAUUUUUGAGAGGAUUGUCUUAACCGGUAAAUGUCAAGAGAAAACUUGCCUUGUCUAUGUGAUUGAAGGCCUCGUGUCGGAGUACUUGAAUUCGUAUGGUGUAGAAGAUCAGUUCAUUUCUGGAGCAGAAAAGGUUUAUCUUCUGUUGAGGGUACUCAUGAUGAUCAUUACAUCCAAAUUGCCUUUUCUCAAAACCGAAUUGCAAGUUGAAAAAGAUGAUGUUUUGGACGCUCAAAUUCUUGACGCGGUGGACCAAAGGUUGUUAAAGAACUGUUUUUCCUCAGUUGCUCAUUUGGUUUGCAGGUUUCCUGCAGAUUUUAGAAUGGAUUUGAACGCAUGUUUGCUCUUCAUUGUUGGACGUAUCAUGAGAUGUAGUCAGCGAGAAGUUCUAGUGUCUUCAGUACUGCCUUUACUGAAGGAAAUAGUCAGCGUGAAAGAGCCCACUGAUGCGGAAAUAGGACUAGUGACUGUUUUCUUCGAAGCAAACAAACAUUUCAUUUUCCACAAGCUUCCCAAAGACUUUGCUGUCGCUACUGUUCUCAUUUUGAGUAAGUUUACUGCUACCUGUUUUUCUGACGCUGACAUCGAUUCGGUUGCUCAAGUUUUUUAUGAAAGCCUAAAAGCAGACGUUGACGCUGAAGUAACAAUUGUAGCAUUCAAGUCUUUCUUGGGACAAGGUUCAUCAUCCGUCGCAUACAAGGAGGUCGUGCGCCGAAUCGUGCUGAAGUUAGUUUCUGCUACAACUAGUCGCGAAUUGUUGGAUCAAUUUGGGGACUAUAAGGUAAUUAUGGAAAUAUUAAUUUUGUUCACACAAAGCUGCAUCGAGAAACAAUCUGGUCCAACGGAGCCUGCGCUUGCAUUGUGUUUAUCUGCUAUACUGAAUCUCUAUGAGAAGGAAGUUAUCGAUAUAUCUGUGAUAUCUGAUGAGAUUACUAAACUGUUGCAAACUGACGUUGAGAAGUCUAAAAAGGUAUUCAGCGAUUACCUCAAUGAUAAUCAAAAAGCGUUGUUUUCUGAAAUAGUCACUCUUACUAACGGAAAACCGAAUAUUCUUUCGUCAGAAACCGAAAGAGGUAUUGAAUUGAAGAGAUUUAUCUAG
Messenger RNA from Lachancea nothofagi CBS 11611, 5946 nucleotides. The record is from the annotation of a GenBank genome assembly. NCBI's taxonomy places the organism in Eukaryota, Fungi, Ascomycota, Saccharomycetes, Saccharomycetales, Saccharomycetaceae.